Messenger RNA from Vitrella brassicaformis, 1797 nucleotides. The record is from the annotation of a GenBank genome assembly. NCBI's taxonomy places the organism in Eukaryota, Vitrellaceae.
AUGCGAUGGUAUGAAGAGGACGAAAAAGGGAAAGGGCUGGGCAAGCGGUGGAUCUUCGGCCAGCCAGUACAGUGUGCUCAGGCGAGAGCCGUACCUUCUCAGACCUGUAGGGUUUCGGCGAGUUUCGGCUCGCAAGCCAUCGCGAUCCCGAGCUCGCAGUGGAAAAGCGCGAGAAAGCCGCACUUCAACGACCGCAGGACGACGUCAACACAGUGGUGUGCUCUCACGAACGCGAAUGCAAGGCGACUGACGCAUUCUGUACUGUUUUCACCUAUGUUGCCUUUUCCGCAGGAUGACGUGCAGCGCAGCUGCCACCCUGCGCGCGCUCAGGCUGCGGCUGUCGGCGGGCCUCGAGCGCAGUGGACUGGCAGACGUGAUCCGCUUCGCUGAUGACCUCGGCGGCCCAUACGUAGCCCAGGCCAUCUGGCUGGUGGAGAAGCAGCGUUGGGACGAGGUGGCCGAUGCGCUGCGGCUGGCGGGGCAGCUUGGCUUCUGUCACCUGCCCCUGACUCUCAGACUGCAAGACCUGCAAGAAUACACCAGCAAAGAGGUAAGCUGAGCACAAAACACAAACCGAGGGUGACGGGGCAAAAGGGGCCUGUGUGUCAGUCAGGCGUAUUUGGCUGAUGCGCGCGUCGUGGCUCAGUGGACCAUUGUCGGUAGACACGUCUGGGGUGCAGGGUCCUUUGGGCUGUUCAGGCAAGGUGGUCUUGUCCGUAUAUUCAAGAACCUGCCCGGCUAUGAGCUGACCCUCAGCCCUCCUCUCCCACCCUCCCACCCCUAUCAGCAGCACAUCGACCGAGAUGACCCUCCCGUCGCGCACCAACUCUGCUUCAACGGCGUCGAGUGGGCGCCUGACACCAAGAAUGACCUCUUCACUGAACCGUCUGUGUCGUCAUUCAUCAUGGGCACCCUGCUGCAGACGGCAACGCACCGCAUGACAGAUGCGGGCGGCAUUGUGGGGCGCCUCUUCAGAAGGUCAGAGGAGGAAGCAAGGGAGAGGACACUCACAGGCAGUCAACAUGUUGGUUGUCCGUGCAGGAAGGCCGGGAAGCAGAGCCACAAGGUGGAUGCUCUCCUCUCCCUGCUGGCCCAUCCGCACCACGGCAUCCCGUGGCUGGCGGGAUGCACAGCCAUCUGUGCGAGCCAGUGGCGCCAGGCGGCCUCCUGCGAGCUGCUCCUGACGCCAUUCAACAGCCCCUUCGUCGCUUGGAUCCGCAUCUAUCGGCUGGACUGUGACGCAUGUACAAGCUGAGUGGGUUGACGGGAAACGGGUUAAGUAAUCAUCAGUCGCGUCUUACCCUGUGGUGGUCUGGUGUUCCACUUGUCAGUGUUUGUGCACGUGAUGACGACUGAGGCGCCGGCGGUCGACUACGGCAUCUUCAAGGAGUGCUUCCCACAGGCGACAUCAAUGGCACGCCCUGUGCUCAGUAGAGCCGCCCCUCUGCUGUUUGAUAAAGUCCAUCCGAAGGCUGGAAGUGUGCGCGGUGUGACGCAUGGGAUGGAUGGGCGGGAUGGAUGGAGCGCACAGAGCACUUGUGUGUGUCUCUGUGUGCUCUGUGUGCUCUGUGCGUAGAUGCGGGCGCCUGUUCUGCCUUUCCCGAGAUCCACUUCUUCUACGAGUAUUAAGCGUGUUUUAAGCGUGUUCUUGUAUUUGUCCGCGUCUGCAUGUCCAUGCAAUGCCAUGCGGAACAAUUUUCGUGUCCAUACACUUGUGUGGAGCAUUCACCAAAGGAUGAUCAUCUGACGCGCAAGAGCUCGCAAUGGGUGCGUGAAUUGAUGCUAACCCUGCCAAAC